AUGCGGCCUGAACUGGAAUCAAAUGCUGAAUGUGACAAGGAAGCCUUUCACGUGGAACUAACUGUAGCAUUCUUCACAGAGAGCCAUUUGAAAAAGAGUGGCACUUCUCAGAGCAAGGAGCAGCCCCAGAAUGCCAAGCCACUAGAACCGCCCUCGAGUAUCCGGAGACAGAGUUAUAAGCAAGCAGUGGAUGAGCGAUGUAAUGGGCAACAGCUAGGAGACUGUGACCACUCUCCUUCAUAUGAUAAGGCCACUUCUUCUCCUGUAAGCAAGACUCUAGCCUCACUCAGCCCAGCCAGCAAGGUCGCGCGUCCGUUCAAACGCGUUUUACGGACGGUGCAGAAGAACCAGCUGCUUGUGACCCCAGGGUCCACAGGGCACAACAGUGUCAUGAAAAACCUUAUCAAACGCAACACUCCUACCCGACCGGAUUCCAAGGAGAAGGAGUGGCAGCGGCUGGAGAGCCUGAGGAAGAAGCAGGAGGCCAAGCAACAAAGAAAACAGAAAGUGGAGGAGGCAAAGAGACGGCGCCUCGAGAAGAUGAAAUUGAAGCGUGAGGAGCGUCUGAGGAAGGCACUGCAGGCUCGCAAACGGGUGGAGCAAAUGGAAGAGGAGAAGAAAAAGCGGAUGGAACAGAAAUUCACUCAAAGUGAGGAGAAGACUAAGAAGGUGCGAGAAGAGAAGGUGGUAGGAAAAAAGAUGAAGAAAAAAUUAGCUGAGACGACUGGGGGUGUGCAGACCCGAAAACAGAAAGCGCUGCAGAUGGAGGAGGAUGAACACAAGCAGCAGGAGCUACUGCAGAAGAGGAGAGAGGAUGAGCAGCACGACAAAGGGAGGAAGAUUGCGGAGCUGAAGAAACUGGCGGAGCAGGAACAGGCAAAGGAGAGGAGUCAUAAACAGCAAGAGAAGGGGAAGGCCCUUCACCUGCAGAUGGAGCUGGCAGUGGUUACAGAGGAGGAGCAAAACCAAAAGAAGAAAUCUCCUGUCACUGACUCCUAUCAAGGGCUCCCUUUAGGCUCAAAAGAACCCAGAUUCCCCAAGGUAAAUCCAAAUAACUAUGGACUGGAUCUGAACAAUGAUGACUCCACAGAUGAUGAAAGCCAGCCCCGCGAGCCCAUCCCUGUCUGGGCCACUGGGGCUCAGCUUUAUCAAGCUGUUACAUACCAAUAUUACAACCCUCCAAAUAUCGAGACACUCUUUGGUAGUUGUGAUCCGCCGAAGCUGGAGGACAUUUUCCGCAAGAACAAGCCGUGAUAUUUCAAACACACCAGCUCUGCUGUCUGUCACUCACCACCCCUUCCUGGUACCAAGUCUACACGGGUAGAAGCUGAGAAAGUACUGAGGAAGGAGAGAGUCCCUCUUCUGUCCACCUGCCAUUGCCACGUUGUCCUGGUUUUUGUAUAAAGGAAAAAAAAUGUUUUCUAAGAUCUGUUGUUUUUUAAAUAGUUGCAUAGAAUAAAAGCUUUAAUAAAAGUUCAUGUUAAAAUAAUCGGCCACGUUCCUUCCUGUCUGGGGUGGGUUUUUGUUGACACUUCGUUUUGCUGUGGGAAAGAGCAGAGGCUUACUAAACUACGGCACUGCCCCCUCAGUGUCACUUUACUUCCUUCUAUGCCCUCUCCCUUAUGUGUACCCACGCUGCUGUGUGGUACUUGAGAACCCCUGUCUGAUUGUAUGCCUCUAGAUGGGGAAAAGACAAAUUUGGGCAUAGGAGGAAGGAUUUCUCCCUAUAAAAAGGGUGACAAUCCACCAUUAGGCAGGCGAUACACCCAUCUUUCUAUCUUCCAUCGCCUCACCCUGCCUACGCCUACGAAAGCUGUCAAUUACUGAUAAAUCGUGGUGUUAUUUCUUUUCACAGUUGUAAGUAUGAAAUAAUUCUUAUUUCUGCUUUACCUUUAAAGCAUCUAGUCUAUAAAGAGUUAACUCAUAACCAUUUUUCAUCACUUACCUAUCAAAGGUGUGAACAACUCCCUAGUGCUACAGAGUGCAUUUAGAACUGUGUAUUAUCAUAGAUUUAUAUCUCUUAAAGAACUGUGAUAUUUUGUAACUUUGUAAUCUCAAACUGCUUUUAAGAUUUUUGCAUUUACUUAUUGAUUCAUUGAUUUUAAAUAAAAGGUCUUGAUUGACUAAUUUUGUUUCAGUGUAAUUUCCUGUCAUAUAUCCCCAAUCUCCUUGUAUAAAUUCUGUGAAGCCUGAUUCAAGACGAA
Mauremys mutica (yellowpond turtle) is the source of this 2204-nucleotide messenger RNA. RefSeq names its product inner centromere protein-like. Gene Ontology annotation, molecular function: protein serine/threonine kinase activator activity. Gene Ontology annotation, cellular component: midbody; kinetochore; meiotic spindle midzone. The record is from RefSeq and is a predicted model, not a curated record. The transcript has 12 exons. Lineage: Eukaryota; Metazoa; Chordata; Testudines; Geoemydidae. Gene Ontology annotation, biological process: mitotic cytokinesis; positive regulation of protein serine/threonine kinase activity; metaphase chromosome alignment. Bases 1 to 1254 code for a protein of 417 amino acids.